AUGUCCUCGGUUCCACUGGAGAAGGUUCCUGAGAAGCCUUUCUCCCAUGUGCUGAUAUUGAAUGGUUAUGAAGAGGGGGAUCGGCAUCGGUCUGCAUUGUCUUCGAUUGCGAUCUCGACGGACACCGGUCGAGAUACGGGGAGCUCCGUCCCAGCCGGGGCAAGCCUUUGGUUGAUCUCUGUCUGA
Molecule: messenger RNA, 186 nt
Organism: Penicillium cosmopolitanum
Lineage: Eukaryota; Fungi; Ascomycota; Eurotiomycetes; Eurotiales; Aspergillaceae
Exons: 1
Coding region: 1-186 (61 amino acids)
Source: RefSeq, a predicted model, not a curated record